Messenger RNA from Gilbertella persicaria, 1828 nucleotides. RefSeq lists its product as uncharacterized. NCBI's taxonomy places the organism in Eukaryota, Fungi, Mucoromycota, Mucoromycetes, Mucorales, Choanephoraceae. Gene Ontology annotation, molecular function: D-xylulokinase activity. The coding region runs from base 94 to 1674 and encodes 526 amino acids. The transcript is spliced from 4 exons. The record is from RefSeq and is a predicted model, not a curated record. Gene Ontology annotation, biological process: xylulose metabolic process; D-xylose metabolic process. Gene Ontology annotation, cellular component: cytosol.
UACCAAUCGGGUAGUUUAAAUAGUUUUUGGCAAACAUAUAAAUGUAUUUUCUCAUUUUCUCAUUUUUUUCUUUUAGUUUUGCCUUGACAAUCAAUGACACACGAUAACCUUUAUUUGGGGCUUGAUCUAUCUACUCAACAACUCAAGUGUACACUUAUUAACGAGAAACACGAUAUUGUUUAUGAAGAAGCAGUUCACUUUGACCGAGAUUUACCAGAGUUUCAAACAAAACAUGGUGCUAUUGUCAACGAUAACGUAGUCACUUCACCUACGCUUAUGUGGGUUAAAGCACUUGAUUUGUUAUUGAUGCGUUUAAAAGAUACAAAACAUAUUGCUCAUAUCCGAGGUAUAUCCGGUGCUGGUCAACAACAUGGCAGUGUCUACUGGAGCCAAUGUGGUAUAGAUAAACUCGGACAGCUAGAUCCUACUCAAUCUUUAGCUGACCAAUUGAAGAACGCGUUUUCUAUUCCUCAAUCACCUAUUUGGCAAGAUGCUAGUACAACUAAAGAAUGUCGUGCUUUAGAACACUCUGUAGGUGGUCCUGAAAAAUUAGCUCAAUUGACUGGUUCAAAAGCUUAUGAAAGAUUCACUGGAAACCAAAUUGCAAAAAUUUAUCAUCAACAGAAGACUGCAUACGACCAGACAGUACGGAUUAACCUUGUGAGCUCCAUGUUAGCAACACUUUUGCUUGGUCAAUUUAGCCCAGUAGAUGCAGCUGAGGGUUCAGGAACAAACAUGAUGAAUAUUCACACACAUAAAUGGGAUAAAAAUCUAUUGCACGAAUGUGGUGGUGAUACUCUAAAUGAAAAAUUAGCAGAAGAACCAGUAGAAGGUGGUACUGUUCUCGGAAACAUUCACCCUUAUUAUGUUGAACGAUACGGCUUUGAUUCAGAAUGCAAAAUCAUGCCUUUUACGGGUGACAAUUCAGCUACGCUUGUCUCUAUGAACCUGAUAGAAGGUGACUGUGUCGUUUCUCUUGGUACCUCAGAUACAGUCUUGGUCUAUUUGAAAAAGGGUGCUGCCGCCACUACCGAAUCUCAUUUGAUGGCUCAUCCAACCGACCCUGAAGGCUUUAUGGGUAUGCUUUGUUACAAGAAUGGCUCACUCACAAGAGAGCACAUUCGAAACACAUAUGCUGAUUCAAAUUGGGACACAUUCAAUGAACUGUUGACCAAAGAACAAGCUAUACUUAAUAACCGCAUUGGAUACUACUAUUGGAUGCAAGAAAUUGUUCCAUUUGCCAAAGGGAUUUAUCGAUUUGAACACGGAAAUCGUGUAGAAGAAUUCACAGAGAAACAAGCUAAUGUAAAAGCCAUUGUUGAAUCUCAAUUUAUGUCUAUGAAAAUCAGAAUGCGACGUAUGGGCGGUGAUCACAUCAAGCGUAUCUUGGCCUCAGGUGGAGCUGCUAGUAAUCGUACGAUACUGCAAUUAUUGUCUGAUAUCUUUGGCUUGCCUGUUUAUCGACAAAAGGGUAUGAAUGGGGCCAGUUUGGGUGGUGCAUUGUUAGCGAAAUUCGCGUUGCAAUCAAAAUCGUUUGAAGAUAUGAUGGCGGAGUUCCCAUCUGUAGGUUUAGACCUUAUCUGUGAGCCAAACUUGAGCCAAACAAAAAAAUAUACAGAUUACGUGAACCAGUUUAUCGAAUUAGAAAACUUGGUGGUUGAACAAGGAUAUUAACGCGAGGGGGAUUGUUUCUUUUUUGUUUCUUUUGUCUUGGUUUCUUCCAUCAUGUGUAACGUGAACUUUUUUUUGUUUUGUUUUAUUUUGGUAUCCUGACUUUUUUUUUGAAAAUAAAACGGAUUGAAUAGACUAGAAUUUGCUAGAUAAAAAA